Molecule: messenger RNA, 2070 nt
Organism: Toxotes jaculatrix (banded archerfish)
Lineage: Eukaryota; Metazoa; Chordata; Actinopteri; Toxotidae
Gene: hinfp
Product: histone H4 transcription factor
Exons: 10
Coding region: 63-1547 (494 amino acids)
Biological process (GO): regulation of transcription by RNA polymerase II; anatomical structure development
Molecular function (GO): DNA-binding transcription factor activity, RNA polymerase II-specific; RNA polymerase II cis-regulatory region sequence-specific DNA binding
Source: RefSeq, a predicted model, not a curated record
AGUGUGCUCUUCAGUCUUGCUGUAAAACACGCUACAUCCAGCCCCCGUUUCGACUCAGAGAGAUGCCUCCCAACAAACGGAUACAGAAGAAAACACUGAAAUUGGACUGUGAAUGGGGUUCGUGUCAGGAGUCGUUCAGUCGGAUGGAAAACUUCUGCAAGCAUGCGGAGGGUCACCUCAGUGCUUUGAACAUGGCGGAAGAGGAGGAAGAAGAAGCAGAAGGGGAGAGAAACUGUCUCUGGAGAGACUGUGGUUUCUGCUCUGUGGAGGGCCCUGAAGAGUUGCGACGACAUCUGUUCUUUCACUGUUACCACACAAAGCUGAAGCAGUUGGGUCAGCAGGUGCUCAAUGCCCAGCCAGAAAUUGGCGGCUGCUCCAUCGGCUACCACAACCGCAACAUCAUCCCUGAAAUCCCAGACAAUUUUAUCUGCCUUUGGGAGGAAUGUGAGCAACCACCAUAUGAAAACCCUGAGUGGUUCUACCGCCAUGUGGAGAUGCAUAGCCUGUGUAUAGAUAUACCAGCAGGAGACUGUGAAUUCCCAAUACGCUGUGGAUGGAAAGACUGUGAAGCCACUGCUAAGGGGCGUCCUAAGCUGCGGGAGCAUCUGCGCAGCCACACCCAGGAGAAGGUAGUGGCAUGUCCAGGCUGUGGGGGAAUGUACGCCAGCAACACCAAGUUGUUUGAUCACAUCAUACGACAAAGCGCCAUGGAAGGUCAGAGGUUCCAGUGUUCUCACUGUUCCAAACGUUUUGCAACAGAAAGACUGCUGAGAGACCACAUGAGGACCCACGUGAGCCACUACAAAUGCCCGCUGUGUGAUAUGACUUGUCCAUCACCCUCUUCUCUGCGCAACCAUAUCAAGUUCCGUCACAGUAACGAGAAGCCGUACAGCUGUGAAUACUGCGAAUACAGCUGCAAGAAUCUGAUCGAUUUGCGCAAACACCUGGACACACACAGCAGCGAGCCGGCAUUCCACUGCGACGUACCCGGCUGUGGUUUCACCUCUCGUACCCUCGGCACCAUGAAGAUUCACCACAAAAGAGAGCACGAGGGGAGUUUUGUAGCUCGCUACAAGUGCCACGUGUGUGGUCAGUGUUUCACCAGGGGCAACAACCUAACAGUACAUCUGCACAAAAAGCACCAAUUCAAAUGGCCCUCCGGACACCCCAGGUUCAGGUAUAAGGAGCACGAAGACGGCUUCUUGCGACUGCAGCUGAUUCGCUAUGAGAGUGUGGAGCUGACCGAGCAGCUGAUGAGGGAAAGACAGAACAGGCAAGCGGAGGAGGACGAGGACAGUGGCCAGACUGAGGGGCAGGACCUGGAGGAAGAGUCUGCAGGUCCAGCUCCUUCUGAGUUGCAGGUAGAACUGAGAGGGGUGCUGCUGGAGGAGCAGAGUACCGAGGAGCUGACCGUCAGCACUGAGGAGAGCAGUCAGGAGGAGGGCAUGUUGUAUGUUCUCACUGGAGGUUUGUCACAAGCAGGAGAGGACUCUGCGAUGCUCCAUCUCCAGGAUACUGCUCAGCAGCAAGGAAUGCAGAUGGUUUGACCACAGCAGUCCUGCAAACAUGCUCUAUACAUGAGAGUGUGUAAAAAUCUUGUGCUAUUUCUGACCCUUUGAAGGAGGCUGGUACAGAGUUCUAGCUUAGAUUUUAAGAAGAAAGUGUGGCACUUGAUAGUAAAUGAAAAUGUGUAAAUGAAGGGACACACGCCGUGAUCUUGACUAAAAACCUAUAUUAGGUAAUAAACCUUUUUUUUAUGUGUUUUGUUUGUUAAUGUUGAGCUUGUGGACAACCUGUUUGCCAGUACUUUUAAAAAUGAUUUUUAAACCAUUCAUUGUAGUGCAACAUCAUCAGAUAAUUGGAUACUAAUGCUGCACUGCCCAGUGGCUGGUCAUACUCGUUUAAAUGAGACAGCGGUCCCAAAUUCAGAAAAUAGCAUAUGAUAUGAGUCACAGGAAUGCAGUGUUAGCAUAAACCUUCACCAUGAGGUGUGGUAUCCAGCAGAGAGGGCUCAGCUCAUUAGCUUGGAAAGUGUGUAUUUUUUGACACUGAAUCUUCAACUUGAAUAAA